CGGAAAUGACGUAAGACACCUAAAGAUGGCGUCUGAUUCAAACGGCUAGUUUUCGUCUUCAUCAAACAAGCUGGUAGGGAACCAUGAAGAAUAACCCACUGGAGCAAAGACCACCCAGCCUUGAGAGGGGCGACGCAGUGGAGACUAGGACAACGGCAUGCUGCCAGAGGAACAAGGUAGAUACCCCCCCGCAGCCAGGAGGAGACACGAGUGACAGCAGCGAUGCUGGAGGAAGGGGGGCAUCCCAGGCAAGGCGGAAGUCAAGUGGCAUCCAGCAGACUGGGAGAAGGAGGAGGAGAAUCCAUCAGCUGGAGAAAGAAAAGCUGGAAAUGACAUCCGCACACAACCAGCAGCUGUGCACACUGGAGGCGGAGCUAGCCCGGCUCAGGUCCUCAGUGGAGCGAGGUGAAGCCCAAAGAACAGAACUUCAGUACCAGCUGGUGGUCAGCCAGAAAGACACUCAACAAGCACGUCAUGCUAACACAACACUCACAGAUCAUGCUGCAUCGAUAAAGCAGACUGUCAGGGAGCUGCAGAAGGUUCUGGACAUGACUCAGCAUGCGAGGAAGGAGGACCAGCAUGCUUUGCAACAGGAAGUAGACGAGCGGGACGCGUUGAUUGACAGCUUGACUUUAGAGAGUGAACGACUGCAUCGCCUCCUGCAGUGUCAGGAGGAGGCGCUGGAGGUUGGGGAGAGGAGGAUGGUGGUGCUACAGAAGGAGCGAGAAAAAGACAUGGAGGCGGCACUUGCAGUGGAGCGGCGUAGCCACCAGGAGGCUCAGUGCAAGCUGGAGCAGCUGCAUGGACAGUUGAGGGAGGCGGAGAGAGAGAGGAGAGAGCAAACUGAGCACUCUAGACAGCGGUUGCAGGCAGAGCACGAACAGUGCAAGUCUGAGCUGAGUGUCGCCUUGGAAACACAAAGGAGAAUGACCUUUAAACUCAAAGCAGUGCUCGAGGAGGAGAAGAGAGCACACGCCAACACACACCUGCUCUUGAAACAGGCGGUGAAGAGAGAAGCACAUUGUCGGAAGGCUCUGGAAGAGGUCGAAGAAGCUAUCAAACAACACACACAUGCAGGCUGUACUCCCACAGAAGAUGAUGGGAAACAGAGUCCUGCUGACAUCAUGCAUCUGCUCAAGUCCACACUUUGCAGACAGGCGCGAGCUGACCACCAGGUCCAGGAUUUGCAGUUAGUAUGUGAAAGGUUACACGAGGAGAAGCAGACGCUCCAAGAGCUGACCGUCGAUCAGAAGUGUUGCCUCCAAGAAUCCGGACAGCUGUCACUCAAGUUGCAGGAGGAAGUGGCCCGCCUACGACAGGAAAGCAGUGGUUGGUCUGCAAAGACGGAGGAGCUGGAGAAGUACAAGGAGGAGAUGUCAAAGGCCCACCUGUCCUUCCUCUACUCAAUUCAUCAGCGAGUGCUGGUGGGCCGUACAGUUCUCAAUGAACCCCCCAGCACGGCAGCAGCUUUCACCAGGACGGAGCUGUGUGAUGUCAUCAACCAGCAGGUGGAGCUGCUGAUUUCCGACGUCCAGGAGGCCAAAAACAAGGUAGACCGUCUGCAAAGCGUGUGCGAGGAGAAGAGCGCAUGCAUGCAAGAGCUGCAGCGGAGUCAUGAGUGCGUGUUAGCGGCCAUGGAGGAGAGGGUGAGAAUACGAGAAGAGACCAAGAACAGCCGACACGCCCAUGAGCUGCAGGUAAAUCACUGUGAGUGCCGCUCACUUCGGGAUCGAGUCAGCUCUUUGACCUCUGACCUGUCACGACUCCACGACUUUCUCUCGCGGAGCCGCAAGAAGUCUUCCUCAUUCCUGUCAGCUUGUGCGCUCCUAGCUGGCGCGGCGGUGAAUGCCGAGCUGCGCGUGCGCAGUCUCUGCGAGCAGAAGCGUCUUCUGGCCGCACGCUUCGCGGCCAGAGAAGAGCUGGAGCAGGAGCUGAGGCGGUUGGCCGGCGCUCUGGCAGGAGACGAGGACGAAGGAGGAGGGCAGAGGAGGCGAGCAAGAAGACGUUGGAGGAAAUACGCUUGCGUGCUAUCGGCUGUCAGGCGGUUACGUGCCUUCGCAAAGAGGAGCACGGUGUUGUUUCGGGUGGAGAGAGGAAGCGGCAGGCCAGCAGUGUAUGUCGCAACGGCAACUUUGAUGGGACAAGAUGGAAGCAAUGAUGUUGGCUGUGACGGUCGUGACACCGCAUGCGUUCGCUGGCUUCGUUCCAAAUCUCUCUCCUCCGCCAUCUUGUCCUGCAUGGCAGACCUGCAAAGGGCACUAGCGAGCACCCCUCCAGGUGUGACGUCAGCGGCUCGGUCUGGGUUGUCGCGCCUCCUGGAUCAACUUAUCACUCCACCAGAAUCUGGCCCAGAGAUCCUGGAUCAGAUAAAACUGACCAGACACAGUCGGCCCAUUAGCAGCUUGAAGACCCUGGUGUCUGGACUCCAACAGCACUUUCUGCUCUUCAGCCAACGGCUGCACUCGGCUGAAGUGGAGCGGCGGAGCCUGAGGCUUGAGAUGGCCCAACUGAGGAAGGCAGAACAACAAAGGGGACCUACCUGCAGGACGGUCCCAGCGCAGCACUUUCACAGUGUCUGCACAGAGCUCCGCCAGGCGCUCAGCAGAGAACAGGAAGCUCAAAACCUCGUUCGGGAACAAUCAGCGCAACUCGAUGCUCUGCGGCUACGAGUCAAUGCGCACGCUGCUGAGCAGGCCAACACCCACCAUGCACUCAGCCACAUGGCGGAGAAGUUGGCGGAGGUUCGGCGGCGCCUUAAAGGAAAGGAGCGCUCGCUGAGGGUCCUGGCUAAAUGCCUGUCGCGGGCUCGGGAGGAGAAGCGCAUCCUGCGAGGGCGUCUGCGACGUGUUGACGAGCAGCUUCAGGACGCUAACAGGCGCCAGGACCAUGUGAUCAACUACGAGAAUGUGGCGGGGCAGCACUACAAAGAGCUCACAGGCGGUCUCAUCCAAUCACUUUCUUGUCCGUCAGCUGAGCGCUGUCUACUAACCUCACCCGUCCAUCACGUGAAGCCAUCUGGAACAGACAGCAUCAUGGGAGCAUGUCAGGUGUCUGAUGUUCAAGCCCAGCCCACUCCUGGCCCGCAUCCACACCACCUGCCUCCAAAGGACAGGAAAUGUGUGAAGAGAGCAAAGGUCAACACAGGAAGGGAACGUCUUAAAGGUUCAAGAAGUCCCAAGAUGUUCUUUUCCUAAAUCUUUGAAGCACUUUGAGUGCAUGUUUGCAACAAAAGUGACGCAUCAGCUCGCCCUUCAGCAAGUGUGCACCUCCUCAAGUCCUCAGGGAUCCACGCCUCUAGGGUUUUUGUGUGUGUGUGUGUGUGUUGUGUGUGUGUGUGUGUCAGGAGCUUAAGUCGCACACAACUUGAACAGAAGAACUUUUUUGCCUUGAUGGCUGCUCAUCUGAACAAAAAGGGGUCAAUAAACUUAAAAGGACAAACAACAGUCAUAUUCUCCAUGCUUGGCGUUUCUUGUGACUGUGUGUGUGUGUGCGUGCCCAAGUUAAAAAAGUGCCAACGUGUACAUAAAACUGGCUGAUGCUGGCGUUCCCAUUGAGGUUCUGUCACAGAUGUUGUCGAAAAAGAUUAAGUUAAGUUAUUUUCCCUCCCAUUAAAAAGUCUCCUUCCUAAUCCUCAAACAUGAAAGUAUCAAAUGAAUGGAUUUUUAGCAGAAAAGUGUCACCAGUAGCCUUCAUCGCCACCAAGGCCCUAUG
Nerophis lumbriciformis (worm pipefish) is the source of this 3711-nucleotide messenger RNA. RefSeq lists its product as uncharacterized. NCBI's taxonomy places the organism in Eukaryota, Metazoa, Chordata, Actinopteri, Syngnathiformes, Syngnathidae. The record is from RefSeq and is a predicted model, not a curated record.